UACAGACAUGCUGCAUCUCCCUUUAAAUGUUUAUGUGCAUGUCCUUGGGGCUCUUUGAAAAUCUCUGGAGAUGCCUGAAAGGAUUGAGGCACCCAAGUGUCUGUGCACAGGAUCAUCACGACAGGGCUUAGUUUUAUUUUGUCCUUAAGAAAACCCAGGCUCUGAGCAGAUGGAAGCAUUAGCAUGAGCGCUGUGUGGCUUUGUGUUUUAAUGCUGUCUCCCAGAGCAGCGAGAGAGAUGCAUUACAAAGUUCUUGCUUUUAAAGGACCUCAAAUGGCAGCAGCCAAGCUGGGGCAGCCUUGGAGAGGACUUGUAAGGCGUUUUUUGGGUCUUUGUGUUGUGCUGGGAUUGCCUGUGAAACUCAUUGUGACUCCUGCCUAUAGAAAAGUCCAGGUGCAAGCCUAGGUUGAUAAAUUACAAGUGAAUGACAUUAGCUGGGCAGGAAAUGUUCCUGCAUGGCUUUAGAGCUCUACUUAGCAAACAAAGGAACAGAAAUAACAAACAUUGGGCUUAUUUAGGAGAAGUGUGACUUUGCUUUUUAUUGUUAGCCACAGAAGAACAGCAACUUUCACAUAGUGUGAUCUUCCUCUGAACCACAGCAUCUCUGCCUACAGGCACACUGGUAGGGUGUCUGCUCCUCGGAUUGCCUGCUGUGUUCAUCAUGUCGAUACCUGAAGUGUUUUGGUACCUUACUGAUUCUUCUGCUGCUCCUUUCCUCCCCCAUUCGUGUGCUGCUUGCUCAAGGCAUUUUGGCACCAAGGAGAAGGCAGAAGUAGCAUUUAAAACAUAAAGGAUUCCAGAUGUGAGCAUGUCUUGGACUCUGCUAGUGCAGGAAAAAUGCUCUUUCACAUUAUGGUGUGGCCACAUGGUUUGUGUGGAUAAAUAGCCCAGAUAAAGCUGAUUGUUUUUUAGGUUCGUUUCCUCUCUCUUCUUUUAAACUGUAAAUUGAAAUCCACACUCUGGGAGCCUGCAACUGUAUACCUGUUAGCUGCAUUCCCUGCUGCAGUGUCAACUUGAUGGCUGAAGCUUCACAUUCUUAAAUGUCAGCGAUUAGGUGUUAGAAGUUCCCCUCUUCCUGCUGGAGGAGGUUGGAGGAGGCCCCUGAGAACUGUUUGUAGGAAAUGAGAAUUGCCAGCAUCCUCUGUUUCAAUGGAGUCCAUGUGAUCCUUUCCCCUUGUGAAGGCUGAAAUAAUGCUGGUGUGGCCACUUCAGCCUUGCCAGAUAGCAAAGCCUGGUCCUUCUUGUGAUGAAAUAAUUCACCUCUGCCACCAUUCUCUACCAGGACAGGCCAGCAGAGAUGGCUUUGGGACUGUCAGUCUCCUUCCCCACUGAUGGGAGCUGUCAUGCUUACACUUCUCCUCAUGAUAAAGUUGCAACUUUAUUUUCACAAGGAACAGGCGAAUGGUCCGUGCUGCACUUGCAUGCUAAUGAAACCAAAUAUUAGAUUGCCUUGGUGAUUUUGAACGUCUUGAAGACAAGAUCACAGGGGGUUUGUGAGCUUGACAGUCUCAUUUUUAUGGGAGGUAGCUGGAAAACUCAUCACUUCUGAUGCUGGUUCUUCUUCAAGGUUUUGUAGUGACUGAGGUAUUACUGCUGUUGACUAUGUGUUGGUUUCAUGACAGAAUUGUUGAUUUUUGUAUAGUUUACCAGGUAGCCUCAAAAUAAAAAAGCCAUUACCACUGGGUCUGUAUCUUUUCCACUCAUGUAGCAGAUUCCAGAAUGCCAAGUGAGGAUUGGUCUGAUCUUCUGAACUUCUGAUGCUUCAUACAGGGCUUGUGCAUUGAUUGGAGCAAAUUACAUUGAACUCCUGAGCUCUUAAAUUAUUUUGGGGUCUGGAGUUGAUUUGGAGAGUGAAAAAUGGAUGUCACAAGUGUCUUGAAGAUGCUGCCCGAGGUAAUGAUGCUCAUUCCAGGCUGUGCAGGCACUGUGGUGAGCAGCACCUCCCUGCUAACAGGGCUAUUGCACAAGGGGUGGGUGGCUGUCCUGGUGUGUUCCUGGCUUUGUGCUGCUCUCCAGCUUUUUGUUCACUUUUUUAUUUUUUUUUUAAUGGAUUGUCAGAAUUCUCAGAGGAGUUUGAUUUCAAAAAGAAAUGUUGAGCUGAAGGAAUUAAAAAAAAACCAAUCCAAACACAACAGAGGAUUGCCUAAUUUGAGGCUGGUGUCUGUACCAUGUCACACUCUUACUCCUGUCAGUGGGGGAUCUUUUAAAUGUGCAUGAAUUUUCUGAGACAGACCUUGCAGUCUAAGGCUGAGGUAUCUUCCUACAUCAGGCUGUUUCAGGAAUCUGCUUGGGGUGCUGCUCCCUCUUUUCCAUUUCCCAGCCGUGCUGAUCCCUUCUGAUCAGGCAGGGAAUUGAGGAUUUGGACUCAGUCCUCCGAGGAGAUUCCUGAAGCUGCCUGGGGAAAUUCUGCUGUGAGCGAGCAGCUGGUGAGGGAUGUGAGUGUCUGAAGCAGUGGGAAGGAAGGAAGGAGGAUGCACACACUGACCAGUGAGGCUUUGGGGAGCUGGAUCCUCGUUCCUGGCUUUGAUUUGGUGUGAAAGGUUUGGCUGCAGGCUGCUGAACUCUGGCCCAGCAGUGUGGCAUGAGCAGUUGCUUGCGUGAGACCAUUGCUGAUUUCUGUCCUGACCUGAUGUGUCACGUUCUGGACACGAUGGUUUUAUAAAGAUGCUCUUGGGUGCUGAGUGAAGUGCUCUGAUAUAUAUUCCCCCAAGCCACAUGGAGUAUUAUUUUUCUGUACUUCUUAGGUGAAAAAGAAGAAUCUGGCAACUGUGUAGGAGGCUGUUGCUUUGACUGGUGUACACAAGCAUUAAAAAUUAUAAAUCUGGGGGUUUUAUCUGGGAUUUUUUGUCUAUUUUUUUAACUCUUUGAGCUCUUCUGGACUUCUUUGCAUGCAGGUAGAAGAAUAAAACCUAAAGUAUGACCAAUGCCUCUGUCCCAGGAGAAAUGCUGAGUGUCAGGGGAGUGUGGCUUAGGGCUACAGCAUUCCCAAUUGUGGCCUGGGGCUCCAGCAUUCCCAAAUGUGUCCUCUCGUGCAUGAGGGCCCAGAGCAGUUAUCUGAAACAGUAGUAAUGUAAAUUGAAUGAGCAGUCCAGUUAAAUAAGUAAUGAAGUUAGCAGGGUGCCUAAUUAAAUUAAAUUCAAAAUUAUGUAUGGAUGAUGCCUUUCUAAUAAUUGCUGUAGGUUUGUCAUUGAGGAACUCCACACUGCCCUCUUGGCUGCAGCUUCCCCUUUCCCAGGCUGGGAAUGUUGGUACCACAGAGGGAUGUGUUUUAUUUAACAUUUCACUUUGGUUCCUCCCUGAUGCUCUUGUGUCCAUUGCAGGGUUGCUGUUUUCUGUUUUGCUGAGAUGUGUGCAGGGGGUUUGGGUGAUAACAGUCUCUGCUUCAUAUAUGAUGGUUUUUUACAUUCCUGCUGAGGGUUUCUGAUUUGCUCCUAGACCAGCCUUAGUGCUGUUUCCUUGGUCCCUGUGCCCCACUGAUGUCCUUGUUGGGACUGUCCCCUGUCCUUCCCAUCCCUGUGGUGCCUGGCAAGUUGCUCCUGUUUCCACAAAGCAGGAUGGCACAUCUGGUAACUCUGGGCACAGUGAUUUAGCCCAUUUCUUUAUUUGAAAAAAAUCUCUUAAUUUCCAUCCUUCUGAGCUUCUCUGAAACAGCAGCACUUUGAAGGUGUGUGUCAGUUUGGGGAUAAACAUUAAGCUGAGGCAGAAGAACAAUUUUGAAGGGAGGGAAAGCUGCUGAAAUUAAAGACACUUGAGAAGAUGCAGCCAUCCCAGGCAGCAAAGGGAAUUCUGUCUCUCCAGACAGCACGUUGAGGGCAGCCUCUCCCUGUCCUGGGCAUGGCCAGGCACUCAGUGCAUUUUUGAAGAUGGGCUGUCAAGGCAGAGCUGGCUCUGGCUGGCAAUUACUGACCUUUGAGGUAAUGUGUCCUUAAUAGAAGGAUGUGAGUACAUCAGAGGAAGAAUUGUCAUUGUCAUUAUCAUCUUUUCACCUCCUUGCCAGAAGGGCAGGUCUAUUAAAGGGCCUGUGCUCCAGCAGAACUGGUCCUGCCCCUCCAGGAGAUGAAUCCUGACUUUCCUGGAGAUGAGAGUAGAUGUGGGGAGGGGAGAGAGCCCGAAUGACCGGAGCUCUGUUGCUGCUUUUUGAAUUCCCCCUCUGUCCCACUGCUCGUUUUGCAUCAGGGUUUAUGUGCUAAAUCCCACAUGGUGCCUUCAGUGCAGUAGCCAAGCUUGCCUGAUGCAGGGGCUGUGCUCCUGGGGACCCACAGCUGUGUUUGGGCAGGGAGACUGUUCUGCAUGAAGCAAUGAAAGCUCUGCAGAGAGACACCUGGGCCAGCAGCUACGGGUGAUGAAUGACAGAAGAUUUUUGUCACGUUCAGGGCAGUCUGAGUCUUCCUUGUUGAUGGUUUCACUGGGUGAAAACCUCCAGGUGAUGAACUGGAGAAUCGUGCAACCACUUUUUCUCCAGGAAUGGCAAGUGCUUCCCCUGUGCUGCCUCACCAGAGAAUCUGGAAGUCUUUUGCAAAGCUUUAAUUAAUGCUUGAUUGGCCUUGGCCACCUCCAUGCCCAGCACCCCUGUGACAGAGCAGCAAGAUUGGAGACCCUUGUAACCCCCUCAUCUCCCUGUGGGAGUGUGGAAGUGGAAGGAUCCUGGCUGGAGCCCUUAUGAAGGCAGAGUUUAGUAAACCACAGGGUGUUCUGACGGAUAUAGAAGUGAUUUGCAUGGGUGCAGUGACCUGAGCAGGGCUCUGCACAUUUCAUGCACAGUUGCGUUAAAGGGAUGCUGAUCAUUUUCAGCAUGACCUGCUAAUUAUCAGACCAGAUGAAAGCCUUUUUUUUCUUUCCUUUUUGAAUCCUCCUCCCCCUACAUGCUCUCUUCUUCUCCCUGCUCCUUCCCCAAGCCCUUAUCUAAGCUAAUCAUCAUGACACAAACAGCCAAAAAAGCAGUGUUCUUACAGCAGCUAUUAACUAGAAAGGAGACAGCAGGCGUCUGGAGCCCCUCAGGAGAGACUCGCCUGGUGUUACCCAUUACUUUUAACAGCCAGGCUGAGAGCUGCAGAGUCAGAACAGAAAAGCUUUAAGCUUCUUUCUUUUGAGGUCCUAAUACGCAGUGACCUGUGUGCUAUGAUGUAGGAUUUUAAGAAGACUCAAAUAUGGAAUUUUAGUCAUGAUGUGGGGCUUCCCAGAUAACUGAUACAUCCCUGGUUGAAUAGAAAUUAAUAGCUAUAUAUAUAUUUUUGGGUAAGUUUUCAAAACUUUGAGACAUAUGGCUGUGUCCUUCAAGCAGAGCCUUUCUAUCCCAAAUGUCUGUUUAUUAUUGCUAAAGUGUCCCUCAGCAGCAGAGCACCCAGCUCGGGGAGGGUUAUGUUAAUCCAGUGAAGUAAUUUUUAUCAUUGCAUCAAGCUAUGGACACAAAUUUGUUUUCUCCCGUAUUUCAAGCAUUUGUUUUAUCUAGAGCUGUGGGAGGGAUUUUCCAUUGUCCUCUGCUCUGUGCUAGAUGAAUACUUAAAAGUUGUUCUUGUGGUGAUAACGGGGUAGGCUGAGACAGGGGCCAGACUCCGGAAUUUCAGCUGCGGUGGCGCGCUGGGAGGGAGGCCGAGCAAAUGGACACCGUGUUUAAAUAGUGUGUCCUGAAUUGCUUUAAUUUGGUUCUUAUUUUGUAAGCUGUUGGCUGGGUUUUCUGUCCUUUCAGAAAUCAGCAGCUUCUUAUGAAAUAUGGAGCUGUUUAAAAACAGACAGCAGCUGCUCCAUCCUUGCGUCAGCACGGGCUCGGCAGAAGGAAGGGGAAUGGUAGACGGUUGUUUAGCUGUGAUAUUCUUCCCUUCAUUGCUUUGUCAUAUUGUGUUAACAGAAGGGCUGAUCAAAUAUACACCAGGAAAACUCUUGCGCGCCGUGGGAAGCACACACACGAUGAAGAGGAGCUCCCUGCUCUCCUGAUCCUUUGCUGGUGAUUUGGAAGCAGCCCCUGCCUCGCCUGCUCCUUGGCCAUGUCUGGCUCCACGCAGCCCGUGACGCAGAGCUGGCGCGCGGCCGAGCCGCGCUAUCCCCCGCACGCCCUGUCCUACCCGGUGCAGAUUGCCCGGCCCCAUGCGGACGUGGCGCUGUUGGAGUACCAGCAUCAUUCCAGGGAUUUUGCUUCCCACCUCCCGCCGGGGUCGAUCAUGCAGCCGCAGCGGCGGCGGCCGUCCCUGCUCUCCGAGUUCCAGCCGGGCAAUGAAAGGUCUCAGGAGCUGCACCUGAGAGCCGAGGGCCAUUCCUAUCUCUCUGACCUGACCAAGCCAUCGGACUUGGAGUUCAUUGAAACCAAGAGGCCACGCCUGGAGCUGCUGCAGGACCCUCUGAUGAGGCACUCGCCCCUCCUGAGCCAGAGCCAGCAGGGAGGCACCGAGGAUCUCUCAAAGGAUCGUGGCCUGCCUGGCAAACUGGAGCCCGUGUCUCCUGUGAGCCCUGCUCACCCUGACACGGAGCUGGACCUGCUGCCAGCCCGGCUCUCCAAGGAGGAGCUCAUCCAGAACAUGGACCGCGUGGACCGCGAGAUCACCAUGGUGGAGCAGCAGAUCUCCAAGCUGAAGAAGAAGCAGCAACAGUUGGAGGAAGAAGCAGCCAAACCACCAGAGCCUGAAAAACCCAUCUCUCCCCCUCCUAUCGAGUCCAAACAUCGCAGCUUGGUGCAGAUCAUCUACGACGAGAACAGGGUGAGUCUGGAAGUGAUGGCAGCACAGAUGUGUGAUUGUGCCGUGUCACCGUGGCCAGGGAUGGGCAGGCUGGUGAGGAUCAGGUGGGGGGUUUUCCUGGGUGUUACCUUUGGAGUGGAGGGUGUGGGAGUGGGAUAGAUGGAGCCCUGUCAGGAUGGUGUGGAUGAGCAUUAAUCCCUCUGAAGAUCUUCUGAAGAACCUGCCUUGG
Sturnus vulgaris (Common starling) is the source of this 6897-nucleotide messenger RNA. NCBI's taxonomy places the organism in Eukaryota, Metazoa, Chordata, Aves, Passeriformes, Sturnidae. The record is from RefSeq and is a predicted model, not a curated record.